Messenger RNA from Drosophila serrata, 6214 nucleotides. RefSeq lists its product as uncharacterized. NCBI's taxonomy places the organism in Eukaryota, Metazoa, Arthropoda, Insecta, Diptera, Drosophilidae. The record is from RefSeq and is a predicted model, not a curated record.
CCAAGUGAUAUGUGAUUGCAAGCGUUUUGGAAAUGAUGGCUGCUGCUGCUGCUGCUGGUCCAAGGCACUGAGAGAAAACAGUUGUUGCUUUACCCCAAAAAGGAUAAUGAAGAUAACAAAACUGUCGGGACUUCUCUCAGUGCAUUAUUGUUGCCACAGGCAAUUAUGAAAAGCCAUGCCAAGAGAAAAAUCGUGCCAAUGGCCUUCUAAUGUGUGUGUCUCUCCUUUAUAUCUCUUUCCCUCCCUCUUUAUUUCUCUUUCUCUCUCUUCUAGUUUUCCAGGACAUGCUGCUGGGUGAAUAAAUAACUGGCAGGACUAGAUUGGAGCGGCAAAGGGAACUGUUACGGGAACGGAAUGGAUGCUCGCCGGCAGAAGCGUCUUGGCCCAGCGCCAAUUGCAUCCUUCGAAAAGUCAUUUGAGGACAAUGCCACGACAAAUGCACAGCAGCAGCAGCAGCAGCAACAGCACCAACAGGAGCAAAAGCAACAGCAUCAGCACCAUACAGCGAUGAUGGAGCAGAGUAUGCGAAAACAGACGUCGCAGACAACGACGAACAGGAACAGGACUGCCGGCGGCAUAGAAGCCCCGAGCAUAGCCACAUCCGCAGCUCCAGCUUCAGCUGCAUCCUGCCCAGCAUCCGCCUCCGCCUCCGCCGCAUCCGCAUCCACCUCCUCCUCCUCGUCAUCGUCGGUGUCAUCGGCCACCUGUUCGGCGACCAUCGUUCAGGCAAAGCAACGUCCGCCGCCCCUGAAAACGGCCACGACGACGGUGACCACCACAUUGGUGAGCAGCAGCGAAGGCGGUCAGCCGCUGCCACCAACCGCUGGCGGUGGAGGCGUCACCACCGGUGGUCCAGGUGGUGGUCAUGCCGGUCCAGGUGCCAGUUAUCGCGGUGCAGCCACCUUGACCACACCCUCCACGCCCAGGAUCGAGCUAAGUCGAGCCUCCAGUUCAUCGCAUCACGAAGAGGAUAGCCGUGAGAGCAGUCCAGAGAAUGUGUUUGAACAGGCCAAACGCUCAUCGCCGCACAUCUUCAAAUUCGAUGACCACCAGAGCUACCUGCAGCAGCACCAGCGAAAGGACUCCGCCAGCUCCGAGGUGGCUGCCUUGCUGUGCAUCUCGGGCCGCACCAGUCGCAUCUCCAGCGUGGGGAGUCAGGGUUCGGCGGUCAGCCGCCUCUCGGCGGUAUCCGGUGUAUCACGCUCACCCUCGCCCCACCGCAUGCUCCUGGAGACCUCCUUUUGCGGUCCCAAACCCGUGGAAUUGGGCAGCACCGGCGGCGGUGGAGGAGGAGGUCCUGGCAGUGGCGCCUCAACGGCGGCCAGUUCAACGCACAGCCAAGCGGAGGCCGGCGGUAUGCCGGGUGCGGGCACUGUGGCGGCAAAUGCCGCACUCCUGGAGCAACUACUGUUGGCACGCAAACAUGAUCCCACACAGGCAGUGCUGGCCGAGGGUAUCAAGGUGCUGCCACCGGCUCCAGGUGCUUCACUCGGUGGCAGUGCCACCGCCUCUUCCACCGCCGCUGCCAGUCGCCGGAGCAGGCAACAUAAUGGGGAGAAGGAACCUUCAGGCGGAAAGCCAGCAGGCAGUACAUUAACAAUGGGCGCCCAGCGGCGGAGCACCAAGAGUCCUGGACAAAUGGUGGUGGGCAAGACGGCCAGUGGAACGGAAUACAUUAGGAUUAAUCUACGACCAGAUCACAUGUACAGUGACAAGGGAAUUGCGGCCAACGAAAGGGUGGUGGAGGCACCCAAUCAACUGGCUCCUGUGUACUCCAAACCCGCCUCUCUUAGCUUACAGGGAGGAGGAGGAGGAGGAGGAGCAGCUCCCCUGGAGGAUCAGCAUCAUAGGCUUACACCCACAGCAAGUCCCAAGCCAGGACGACGUCUCAACAGUCGCUCACCCUCACCAGCCACCGGAGGAGGUGGCGGUGGCACCGUUUCCCGCAAAAGCUCCUUUAGCUCCCUGUUCCGUCUCGGCAAAGACUCACCCGAUUCACCCAGAGAUUCAGCCAGAUCGCGCAGCAAAAGCAAGGAACGACCGGCCACAGCCUCAGGUGGAGGUUCGGGAGCAGGAUCAGGUACGGGAGGUGGCUCCCAGAAUGUCACGCCCAGCAAACAAAAAUCCGUUCUGGCCAUCUUCAAGCCCGGCAAACGGGGAAGUCAAAGCAGCAAAAGCUCCUCACCCAUAGAAUCCACACAAAUGGAUGCAGUGCCACCGCCACCACCACCUGCUCCCGGCUCUGCCGGCUCUCACAAUCGAACACCGGCUGGCUCAAGACCUGGAAGCAGGUUACGUUACUAUGAUGAACCCGUAGAGGGUUACAUUCACAUACCCCUGCACACGCCACCGGAUGAGCGGGAGGCGCGAUCCCUGCUGCAGGGCAUCCAACAGUUGGCUCAUGCCGCCCAGGCCAGCGUGGAUCCCUCACCGCUGCCCACCCACCGAGCUGUGGUCCAGCGUGGAGAGAGUCACACAACGGGUGGCGGCACCCAGGGAACCCAAAUCACAGCCAUUCAGCUGGCAGCAGCAGCAGCUGCCCUGCGUCCGGUGGCCCAAAGAACCAAGGUGGCUCAGCGACCAGAUCUCGAUGCCAUACAAUCGCUGCCCAGUCAAGAGGAUCCACCGGGCAUUGGCCCCGGUGAACUGCAGCAGAUCCAGGCAGUGCAAGCCAAUUGGAGUCUGGAGGUGCAAAGGCAUACAAGUAGCUCCCAGGAUUCCCAGGAAACCACAGCCGAAUCCGUGGUUAGUUCGGUGGUCAGUGCUCGGGCUGCUAACCUAGCUCAGCAGAGGGAACAGGCGGUGACAGCCACUUCCUCUGAGAUGCAACGUUUGCCCUCCGUGGAGAGUACACAGAGUGCCUGUGAACCCAGACUGGUGCACACAGUGGCCACUGUGAAUGCUCCCAAUCCUGAUCUGGAGACAGCUGCUGCCAAAGAGCGACGCCGGUUGCUAUUUGCCACCCGUUUGGGCUCUGGCAGCCAAGAGCAGCUCUUCUCCACACAAUUUAGCAUCUCAAAGACGGAGAGUCAAUCCAGCCAGCUCUCAGAGCAGGUGGAUCACUCCGGUGGGAGUACACCGGCCACCACAUCAACGUCCACGGCCACGGCCAUGGGAGCUGAUGGACUACAGCGACAGGGUACGGUUAUCCGACGGGUGGAACCAGUGGUGCCACCACCGCCACCCCCCAGGGGCAUAGGUACUUGUAGCUCCGAGGAGGAGCAGCAACCGGAGAAGCAAGUGAUAAUGCGAACCAAGCACAAAUCACGUCCCAGUUCCGAGGAUGAGGCUGCACCACCAGCGGAUCUUCGUCACUCCCGGUAUCUGGAGAACUUUGAUGUGCGCCGGAAGCUUCAUGAGAAUCUUCCAGACUCCACAGGGGAUGCCCCUGCCCAGACUGUUAUACCCAGGAAGCCCAAGCGACAGAGUGUACCCGAAAGCAGGCGUGAAACCCCGCCCAGUUAUAGUUCCGGCACUGUAACCCCCACCACGCCCACGCCCACGCAGGCAGCUCCUCAGCAGGUCACCCGACCAUCCCCGACUUCCACCAUGGCCAGCACAAUCACACCCAUACCGAUGGCUCCCCCAAGUGCUGAGCCAAGCUCUUCCUCCUCCUACAGGGAUGCACCAACCACAACCUGCUAUAAUGAUCCCUUGAACUCUGCCACAAGCACUCCAACAGCAACUCCUGAUCCCAUGCUGAUCUCACCGCCAGUUGAGCGAAGGCAUUCCCAGUCCACGGAUGAACACGAACCGGUGGAAUCAUCGGAAAGUGAAAGGGACUCCGAUAUGGCGGCCAGUUCUUCGGUCACAACAGCCGUGCCCGCUGGCGGGGAUUUGUCGGGCAAACGGCAUCAUCACAACUUUCCCCGCAAUGUGUGCGUCAUCGAGGAGCAUGAGAGCACCGGUUUGGUGUCCCAAGAAUCCUUUGACGAUGAGCUGCCCUACAUACCCACCACGCUGCCCGAGGAGCGGGCCCAAGGCGUACCCCUAAUCCCUAUGAGAGAACGAGCUAAUAUGGAGUUAAAGACAUGUCCUGUGGACAGGCCACGCUCUACCACGCCCCUAAAUCCAUCACAUUUGGAGGAAUACUGUACGGGGAUCAUGAUGCCUCAAGAAGGAUCUACAACAACCAUGGAAAUUGAUGGAAUGGGAACAGGAUUGGGAGCCAACGCAAUAAUGGUUACUGGUAUGGGCAAUGGCGCAGCCUUGGGAGGAACAGGCGCCAUCCUGAGCUCAGGAGGACCUCCUGUGCGUGGCGAGAAGCUAAGGAUAAGUCUGCCACGCAAAGAGUCCGUGGGCAAGGAGCGCAUCCAGAGCUCCAAGUCACCGCGUCGUGUGUCCAAUGCCAGUGGCAAAUCCUGGUUUGAAUUCGCCGAAGAAGGACUGCGUGCCAACAAUAAUCUAGAGCGCAAGGACUCGGCCAAGCAGCUUCUCCCUGUGGUCACACCACCUCCACAAGCUCAAUCUCAAUCCCAAUCCCAAUCGUCGUCCCGAGCACCAACCUCAAACCUGGAGGAGCCCAAACCAAAGGCCUCCACACAACGUAAACUUUCCGGUCAUUGGAUUGACUUUGAGAACAUCCCCGAGAAGCGAAAGCCGGCCAAGCGGAUCACCACACUGCCCAAGGAGACCCUGGCCAGCAGCAGUGCUGCCAAUGCCGCAGCCACCACCAGUUCCUCAUCCGCCUGCGGCAGUCAUCAUCGUUCCGGCUCUGGCCAUCAUCAUCAUCAUCAUCAUCACCAGAACCAGCAGCAGCAUCAGAGCAAGACAUCCACAGAUGGUGGCGACAAGUUGCACUACAACUAUGUCAAGCCGGAGGAUUGCCAAUGUGAGUGCCAUGAGGCGGAACGUGUUGAAUCCGGUGCAGGGGAUAUCAGCACGGGAACGGGCACGGAAACGGGUCCCAGCACAGGCACGGGAACCGGAACCGGAAGUGAAUCCCUGGCCUCGGUGGAGCUUCUGCAGCAUGGCGAGGAUAUGUUGCCACUGCUCGAACCGGAAGUCACACAUGCCGAUGGCCGGAUCUAUGGCGAUGAGGAUCAGAUGGCGAUGCGUCACAGUGGCAACAACAAGGGUGGCAUUAAUACCAGGCACGACGAGUUCCCACGCCGCGACACCGGCUCGAGUCCUCGCACUCGUAAAUUUCCCGAUAGAAAGUAAGAAGCGAUGAUGAUCUCCAGGAAAAACAAAAAACAACAAAAAAGAAAAAACACAACAACAAAAACCUAUCUCUAUAUGUAAGUGGCGUCACUAAGCUAAGGGCCCUCCUUCCUGGCCUAUAUCCUUAAUGUACCUCAAGCCGAGUGGUUGUUAAAUGUGCGGAAGCGGAAGUGCAAUCGAAAGCGGAAACGGAAGCGGAAGCAGUGCGAUGCAAUAAUGCCUCGUCCGUAUUCACUCACACUUUCGACUCCAUUUAGUUAAACUCAAUACUGAAUACAUAAACAUACGAUAACGGUAAUGAUAACGAUAACGAUAACGAUAAAUAUGCAUACGAUACUCGAUACAUAUAGCUCAUGAAUGUACAUGGUUAGGAGUAAUUUUUUUGAUAGCAACAAUUAAAAUUACAACCACUCAGACUCACACUCACACUAUAUAGCAAUGAUCCUGAUCGUUUGAAUCCUUAGAUACUUUUCGCUGGCAAUUUAACUAAUAAUGUGAUCUCAGAUAUGUAGAUCCCGAUUUGGACUUUAGGCUAUAAGUCUCGGUGUGUGUAUUUGUUGUGCGUGUGUAGUUUUUGUUAACUAGCUCAGACAAAUCCAGGACUCUCAGACUAUGGGCUUUACUGUGUGUGUGUUGUGGAGGAGAUCUCUAUAAAACAAAUAUAUACAUAUACAUAUAUAUCCUCCCAUAUAUCCCUAGUAGUUAACAUAUGUGUGUAUCAGGAUUGUCACGGAAAUGUAUCUGUAUCUUGAAAAUCUUUUAAACUGCAGGUCAAAAUAAUGAUAUGAAAUAUCAUAGCAUACUUUUUAUCUGUAAUUAUUAUUGAUUUUUAACUCUACAGAGAUUUUUGUGACUCUCCUGCAUAUAUAUUUUUGAAAGAGUUAUAAUCGUAGCCUGAUUCAUAUAGCCUUCAUAGUUCAGUUGAAGCGUUAGUUAGUUAGUUUAGCCAGAGUUUGUAAAUACAUAAGUCUUAACUAGAUUACCAGUAUUUAAUAGAGUGUGUUUUCAUUUAAGUUUUUACAUUUUUUUUAAUUUUUUUUAAGAAAGAAUA